This is a messenger RNA of Hevea brasiliensis (rubber tree), 2248 nucleotides long. Its product is annotated as aldehyde oxidase GLOX. NCBI's taxonomy places the organism in Eukaryota, Viridiplantae, Streptophyta, Magnoliopsida, Malpighiales, Euphorbiaceae. The record is from RefSeq and is a predicted model, not a curated record. The transcript has a single exon. Bases 379 to 2061 code for a protein of 560 amino acids.
AAAUUAAAUUUAUAUUUAUUAAAUUAUAUAUUUUUAAUCAUUAAAUUAAAUAAAAUUAAAUAAUCUAAUCGAUUUAUUUUUAUUUAAUUAAUUUCUUAAAUUCAUUUUGGUUUGAUUUGCAAUAAUCACAAUUAAAAUUUUCAGUUUUGGUUGAAUUAGAAACCGAUCCUACCGUUAGCUCUUGAGACAUGCACGCUGCCACUAGCAAAUGAACCAAAACGGAAAUCAACCAUAGAGACCCUUUUUCGCCACCGACCACAGAAGGAAAGCUGCUCGCUAGCUCUCUUUAUCUCCAAUACAGAAAUCCUCUAAAACCCUCUUUCCCUAUUAACCAUAUCAAACCUUCUCUCUAUCUGUCUAACCCCAAGAAACUCUCCAAUGGCGAUCAAGAACCUUACUUUUCUCAUCUUUCCUCUUAUUUUCUCUUUGCUUAUGCUCUGCUCUCAACAUCUUGCGCACAGUGCGUCGGUUUUCUCAACCACAACAGGGGGGCGAUGGGUCCUUCUCCAAGAAAGCAUAGGCAUUUCUGCCAUGCACAUUCAGGUCCUCAAGAACAACAAGGUCAUCAUCUUUGAUCGCACUGAUUUUGGCGCCUCCAACCUUUCUCUUCCUGACGGCAACUGCGGCUAUAUCGAUGAGACUGUCAGACCCAAAGAUUGCACUGCACAUUCUGUCCUCUACGACAUCGCUUCCAACUCAUUCCGUCCUCUCACCAUCCUAACCAACACCUGGUGCUCUUCAGGGGCUGUCGAUCCCAACGGCACUCUUAUCCAAGCCGGCGGCGACAAAAAAGGUGAGCGCGUAAUUCGUUCAUUCACGCCCUGCGAUGAUAAUUCUUGCGACUGGGUUGAGUUCUCUGCGCCCCUCUUGAGCCGGAGAUGGUACGCCAGUAGUCAGAUACUCCCUGAUGGUCGCAUCAUUAUUGUUGGUGGCAGAAGGGUUUUUACCUACGAGUUUUAUCCCAAGAAUUUUAAAAUACGGGAUAACAUUUUCUUGCAUUUCUUGGUAAAAACCAAAGAUCCACAAGAAGAGAACAAUCUUUAUCCCUUUUUACACCUCUUGCCUGACGGGAAUCUUUUCAUUUUUGCCAAUAAUCGGUCUAUCUUGCUUGAUUAUACGAGAAACAAGGUGAUCAAGGAGUACCCAGUUUUGCCCUACGGUGCUAGGAACUUCCCUUGCACCGGCUCUUCCGUUUUGCUUCCUCUCCAGUUAAACAGAGGGACUGACAUGGCUGAAUUACCACAAGCGGAGGUGAUGAUCUGCGGUGGCUCAAAGCCCGGUUCGUAUGUCAAGGCUUACAUGGAGCACGUUUACGACGAAGCGUCGAGGACAUGUGGGAGGUUAAAAGUGACAGACCCGAAACCCAAUUGGAGCAUGGAGCUCAUGCCCACUCCGCGGGUCAUGAACGACAUGUUAUUAUUACCCACCGGUGCCGUCAUCAUUAUCAACGGCGCCACUAAUGGCAGCGCUGGCUGGAACGACGCCGUGAACCCGGUUUUCCACCCUUUUCUAUACCUCCCUGAAGAGAAUCCGGCCCAGAGAUUCGUGGUCCUGAACCCAUCGAACAUUCCAAGAAUGUACCACUCCACAGCAGCGCUUUUGCCAGAUGGAAGGAUCCUAGUGGGUGGAAGCAAUCCACACCCAACGUACAACUUCACAGCAUAUCCAUACCGGACAGAACUAAGUUUGGAGGCUUUUUACCCGCCAUAUCUGGACCCACUGUACGUACAUCUAAAACCGUCAAUCCUGGGAGUGGAGUCGACAGGGAAAACGGUGUCGUACAAGGAGAUGUUCACAGUGACAUUCGUGUUGACGCUUUACCGUUCAGAUUUGGGGAUAUCGGUGGUGAUGAUGACGCCGUCGUUUAAUACGCACUCAGUGUCCAUGAACCAGAGGAUGUUGGUGUUGAAGGUGGUGAACGUAGAGAGGCUGUCUGCUUAUGGAUAUAAGGUCAACGCGAUUGGGCCCACCAAUGUCAAUGUGGCCCCACCUGGGUAUUAUAUGCUUUUUCUGGUCAACGCUGGCAUUCCUAGCCAUGCCGUUUGGGUCAAGCUGCGCUGAAUAAUAGUGAUCCAGUUUGGAUGAUGCUGCUGCUUAGGACAUUAAUUACUCGUAGGUUUUCUAUUCUUUUUGCUGGUUAGGAGGGGAAAAAAGGAAUCGAAUAGUGUAGUUGGAAUCCCAUGUAAACAAGAAUGUAUGUAUUUGUUUGAUAUUAAGCUGCAAAUUUCAAUUCCGGUUCUCCACAAAA